UGUCGAUCACCAUCUGCUGAGACCUCUCCACCAGCACAGACCUUCGACUGGAUGAAAGUGAAGCGCAAUCCACCCAAAACUGGUAAAGCUGGGGAAUAUGGCUAUGCAGGUCAACCCAACACUGUGAGAACCAAUUUUACCACCAAACAGCUGACAGAACUGGAGAAAGAAUUCCAUUUCAACAAGUACCUGACCAGGGCCAGGAGGGUGGAAAUUGCAGCAGCUCUGCAGCUUAACGAGACCCAGGUGAAGAUCUGGUUUCAGAACAGAAGGAUGAAACAAAAAAAGAGAGAGAAAGAAGGUCUCCUGCCAAUCUCCCCCUCUGCCAGCACAGGAAGUGAUGAAAAGCCAGAAGACAUGUCAGACAAGUCAAGUCCUUCACCCUGUGCUCCAUCACCA
Messenger RNA from Staurois parvus, 399 nucleotides. NCBI's taxonomy places the organism in Eukaryota, Metazoa, Chordata, Amphibia, Anura, Ranidae. The record is from the annotation of a GenBank genome assembly.